Molecule: messenger RNA, 1996 nt
Organism: Oncorhynchus gorbuscha (pink salmon)
Lineage: Eukaryota; Metazoa; Chordata; Actinopteri; Salmoniformes; Salmonidae
Product: CUGBP Elav-like family member 2
Exons: 14
Coding region: 134-1729 (531 amino acids)
Biological process (GO): mRNA splice site recognition; regulation of alternative mRNA splicing, via spliceosome
Cellular component (GO): ribonucleoprotein complex; nucleus; cytoplasm
Molecular function (GO): mRNA 3'-UTR binding
Source: RefSeq, a predicted model, not a curated record
UGCGAAUAGGAACGAGAGAGGGGGAGAGCGAGACCGAGAGCAGAAAGCCGCCGCUUGUUGUGAAAUAGAAAAAGAGGGUGAACAAAAAUAAGGAUCGGAGGAGAACAACCCAGCGGUUGGGAGCAGAGCAGAGAUGUUGGAGCUCUCGUCUGAGCUGGGCUUUGUGCAGAGUGUGUGUGUCGACAGCAUAUGCUGCCCCCCCUCUGCACCCCACCCCACCGCCGGAUCCACGAGGGCCGACGAGCUGCUGCUGAGUAACGGCACGGCCGGGAAGAUGAACGGUGCGUUGGAGCAUUCGGACCAGCCCGACCCAGACGCCAUCAAGAUGUUCGUGGGCCAGAUCCCUCGCUCCUGGUCAGAGAAGGAGCUGAAGGAGCUGUUUGAGCCCUACGGCGCCGUCUAUCAGAUCAACAUCCUCCGAGACCGCAGCCAGAACCCUCCACAGAGCAAAGGGUGCUGUUUUGUCACGUUUUACACACGGAAAGCUGCCCUUGAAGCCCAGAACGCACUGCAUAACAUAAAGACCUUAACAGGGAUGCACCAUCCCAUUCAGAUGAAGCCUGCAGACAGUGAGAAAUCAAACGCGGUGGAGGACAGGAAGCUGUUCAUCGGCAUGGUGUCGAAGAAGUGCAAUGAGAACGACAUCCGAGUCAUGUUCUCUGCGUUCGGACAGAUCGAGGAGUGCCGGAUCCUGCGAGGGCCCGACGGUCUCAGCAGAGGAUGUGCGUUUGUCACGUUUUCUACCAGGGCUAUGGCACAGAAUGCAAUCAAAGCCAUGCACCAGUCUCAGACUAUGGAGGGCUGCUCGUCUCCCAUCGUGGUGAAGUUUGCCGACACGCAGAAGGACAAGGAGCAGCGGCGCCUGCAGCAGCAGCUGGCUCAGCAGAUGCAGCAGCUCAACAACGCCACCACCUGGGGGAGUCUGACAGGGCUGGGCGGCCUCACCCCGCAGUAUCUGGCUUUGCUCCAGCAGGCCACCUCCUCCAGUAACCUUGGAGCCUUCAGUGGGAUCCAACAGAUGGCAGGUAUGAGUGCUCUGCAGUUGCAGAACCUGGCCACUUUAGCAGCGGCGGCGGCGGCGGCCCAAAACUCAGCCGGCCCCAACGCAAACCCCCUGUCCUCCAACGUGGCCUCCCUCGGAGCGCUGGCCAGCCCAGCGGGCACCACAGCCAACUCCUCGGGCAUGAACUCUCUGACCUCUCUGGGCACUCUGCAGGGCCUGGCUGGCGCCACCAUGGGUCUGAACAACAUUAAUGCACUAGCAGGUAGCGUCAACAGUAUGGCGGCCCUGAACGGAGGCCUGGGCGGCGCGGGGCUGACCAACGGCACGGCGGGCACCAUGGACGCGCUCACACAGGCCUACUCAGGGAUCCAGCAGUAUGCAGCCGCAGCCCUGCCCACCCUCUACAGCCAGUCCCUGCUGCAGCAGCAAGGUGCCGCCGGCAGCCAGAAAGAGGGGCCUGAAGGUGCCAACCUGUUCAUCUACCACCUGCCCCAGGAGUUUGGGGACCAGGACAUCCUGCAGAUGUUCAUGCCUUUUGGAAACGUGGUCUCUGCCAAAGUCUUCAUUGACAAACAGACCAACCUGAGCAAGUGCUUCGGCUUCGUCAGUUAUGACAAUCCCGUGUCGGCGCAGGCAGCCAUCCAGGCCAUGAAUGGCUUCCAGAUCGGCAUGAAGAGGCUGAAGGUGCAGCUCAAGCGCUCCAAGAACGACAGCAAACCAUACUGAUCUUAGCACUAGGGCCUAUCUGCUCCCAUGUUACCACUGCUAGGAACCCAUCUCCAUGCCUGUUAGCUCAUCGUUUGCCUAGCAUGUCUCUGUGGCGUGGCGUCCAAAAACCAAAAAAAAUACAAAAAAGUCUCAUCGUCCCGUCAUUGUUUUCUGAUGUCUUUUCUGAGCUGAUCAUAACCUGGUCUCCGCCUACUGACCUUUUGAACUUAGCUUGACCUUUUUUGGACUUUUUUUUGCAUGUGACCUCAUGUUCUAUUUUGGGGA